AUGGAUAAAAGUUGGAUUCUUCUUAGGAACAGGGCAUUACCAGAAUACUUGAAUGGCGUGGAACAAUUUUUGAACUUUGCAUUUUCAAAUCCUAAUGUUGAUUCAGAUUUAGGAAACGAUGAUGCUGCCACUUUCAAGAUGUUGCAUGACAUGUAUCGUGGUAUUCCUACAGAUAAUAUAACUUAUGAGUCAGAGCUGAGUCUAGAUAUGAAGAACCUAAUGCAGAAGCUAAGAUGCUUGCAUGGUUGGAGUAAUACUUCAUUAGACUCUUUGUUAAAAUUAUUAAGUGAUGCUUUUCCCAAAGGACAUGUGCUCCCUAAUUCUAUUUAUGAAAUUCAAAAGAUUAUUAAAGAUUUGGGUCUAGAUUACGUGAAAAUAGAUGUUUGUGUUAAUAAUUGCAUCUUAUAUAGAAAGGAAUAUGAGGAUCUUGAGCAAUGCCCUGAAUGUGGUGAGAAAAGAUGGAUAGUACGAAAAGGAGAAGAUGACACUGAAGUUGCUUCAAGUAAUUUGAAUAAGAGAAAGAAAGGAAUUCCUAGAAAAAUUCUUAGAUACUUUCCUUUGAUACCAAGAUUACAACGGUUGUUUAUGACUAAACAAACCGCAGAAGAUAUGAGGUGGCAUAAAAAUAAACGAGUUGAUGAUGGAGUAUUAAGGCAUCCAGCUGACUCACUGACAUGGAAAACUUUUGAUGAGAAACAUUUGGAUUUUGCAUCAGAUCCACGUAAUGUAAGACUUGGACUUGCUUCAGAUGGUUUUAAUCAUUUUGGUUCCAUGAGUAAUGCCUACAAUGUGUAUCUCCAACAUUUGGUUGAUGAUUUGAAAAAAUUAUGGGAGGAUGGAAUUGAGACUUAUGAUGCUUUUAAGCAACAAAAUUUUCAAUUGCGUGCUUCUUUAUUGUGGACAAUUAAUGACUUUCCUGCAUAUGGCAUUUUGUCCGGUUGGAGCACUAAAGGUAAAUUCGCUUGUCCUGUUUGUCAUGUAAAUACUUGCUCCAUUUACUUGAAACAUGGUCGAAAGCAUUGCUACAUGAGUCAUCGUAGGUUCUUAGAGAUAAAUCAUCCUUAUCGUCGGAGCAAAAGUUCUUUUGAUAAUACAAGGGAAGAAAGACUUACACCACAAGCAUUGAGUGGAGAUGAUGUGCUUGCACAAAUAAAUACAUCCUCACAAGGAUCCAUAGGUGAUAACACAAGAAAAAGAAAACGAGAUGCCGAAAGACGUGACAACUGGAAGAAGAAAAGUAUAUUCUUUCAACUACCAUAUUGGAGGACUGUAUUGUUGAGACAUAAUUUGGAUGUAAUGCAUAUAGAGAAAAAUAUUAGUGAAAGCGUCAUAGGAACGUUGUUGGAUAUUGACGGAAAAACAAAGGACACAUUGAAAUCUCGAUUGGACAUACAAGAGAUGAGAAUCAAAAAGCCGCUCCAUCCAACUAAAAGUGGGGAUAAUCGUUGUGUCAAUGUUAAGGAAGCUAGAAUUUUUGGACUUAAAAGUCAUGAUCACCAUGUUCUUUUCCAGCGUAUCUUUCCUCUUAUCAUCAAAGGAAUUUUGCCAAAGGAUGCAUAUGAUCCGUUAAUUGAAUUGUCAUUAUUCUUUAGUGAUUUGCGCGCUAAAGAGUUGCAUAUGGACAAGUUAGAUAAAAUAGAUAAAAGCAUACGGAUGACAAUUUGCAAACUAGAACGUAUAUUCCUACCAACGUUCUUUGAUGUCAUGGUUCAUUUGGCAAUUCAUUUAGCAAAGGAGGCAAAGGAGGGUGGUCCUGUUCAAUUUCGAUGGAUGUAUUUCAUCGAGAGAAUGUUGCGCACAUUAAAAAGUUAUGUACGCAACAUGGCUCGCCCAGAAGGGUCAAUUGCUGAGGGCUAUCUUGCAGAAGAAUGCAUGACAUUCUGUUCCAAAUAUUUGACUGAUAUGGAGACAAAAGAAAAUCGUCCAGAUAGGAAUUCUAGCUCUUCCAACAUGGAUCCUAAUGGCUUAUCUGUAUUUAAUUGUCGUGGUAAGCCAUUUGGAGGGGGGGAACAUUUAGAAAUAUUAACAAAGGAGAAUAACAAAAAUGUUGCCAAGAGGCACAAAGAGGAAUUUCCUUUGUGGUUUCAGAAAAAGGUGAUACAAUUAAAAGAUAACGGUGAUGGUCGAAUUACUGAUCAAUUGCUCGCUUUGGCAAGAGGUCCAGAUUUACGAGUAGAAUGUCAUAAUGGAUAUAUCUUGAAUGGUUUUAGGUUUCGAACAGUGGCAUCCGAGAAAUUUUUAAAAACUCAAAAUAGUGGUAUAGUUGUAAAGAGUGAUGAAUAUACAGAAAAUGCUGAUUAUUAUGGAAAGAUAAGAAGAAUUUUAGAAAUCCAAUAUCUGGACAAAAAUUUAGUGACAUUGUUCCAAUGUGACUGGUUUGAAGUUCCACCUCAAGGUCGAAGUCAAAGUAGAGGUUGA
Molecule: messenger RNA, 2418 nt
Organism: Nicotiana attenuata
Lineage: Eukaryota; Viridiplantae; Streptophyta; Magnoliopsida; Solanales; Solanaceae
Exons: 8
Coding region: 1-2418 (805 amino acids)
Source: RefSeq, a predicted model, not a curated record